AUGGCACGCUUCUUUACCAUUAUUCUACCUCUACUUGCCGCUUUCUCCGCCGCCGCGACCCCUUUGAAGCGCACGGUAGCCCAAAUUGAGGCUGACAUCGCCCAAAUUACGAGUCAGGUUGCCGCCCUUGACACCGCUGUCAAGGGAUUCACAAACUCUCUUACCCAAGCCCUGGCCAUCCACAACGAUGCCGUAGCUCUCGUUUCUACGAUCAACCAGGGCACUACGGAUGUGAACGCCACCCCACAACCAUCUGAAUCCGACAGCCAAACAAUUCUUAACUCCGUACAAGGCUUCGUUCCAUCCGUUACUGAUGCACUGCAGGCCAUCAUCGACAAGAAAGCUGCCUUCCAGGCUCUUCCUAUCGGAGGUAUACCCGCACUUGUUAAACAGGAUUUGGCCAAUCUUAAUACUGCUACCGUUGCAUUUGAGAAUGGUCUGAUUGCCAAGGCCCCGACUGACUUGAAGAGCCAAGCUCAGAGCAUUGCGAACACGGUUAACGCCGCUCUUGCUUCCGCACAGGCUGCUUAUGCACAGUUCUGA
Messenger RNA from Marasmius oreades (fairy-ring Marasmius), 543 nucleotides. RefSeq lists its product as uncharacterized. The transcript is spliced from 4 exons. NCBI's taxonomy places the organism in Eukaryota, Fungi, Basidiomycota, Agaricomycetes, Agaricales, Marasmiaceae. Bases 1 to 543 code for a protein of 180 amino acids. Gene Ontology annotation, cellular component: extracellular region. The record is from RefSeq and is a predicted model, not a curated record.